UUACUUCCAUAGCAUAUCAACACUGAAUUUACGAAAAAGAUUUCGUUGUUGCUUCAUUUUGAAGGGACUUUUUUAUUAUGUGUUGAAAUACGAAGAAUAUAUCUUUGUUCUGUGUUUUUUUUAUACAGACUUCUUUCAUACAUAAUAGGAAAUAAAUCGGUUUGACUGUAUGUCUCAUACAUGAAAUGAUACUGUCAUUAUAUCAUUUGAUGAGGUUAUAUCGUUACAAAUGACGGUGUUGUUUAGUCAAAUACAAACUCAACUUAAAAGUCAUUUAAAUGAAAUGUUCAAAAGAAUUGGAACUGAAGUAUUUUUUUAACUUUAGCUACGACAAAUUAGGAAAUAAAUACUUUGUGGGAAUUUAAUGAAUGAAGGCAAAGCAAGAUAUUUUGCGGGGGGUCUUUACUGGGGUUAUUGUGACCCAGGUAGACCAAAAAUCCUCCUCAAUAAUAAGCUUUUGAUCAAGACUGCCAAUGUAAGACUGAACUACUGAUGCAUGGAAUAAUUGUCUUUAACAUUAAAUACGGACAGCAUCAAUGGGAAACUGUUUUUCGUGCUUUAAGGUGUCUCUUCCACCAACCACUGCCACUCGCUCUUCAUCGUUCGAUUAUAAAGACGAAACAAUGGAAUUGAGAGGUUCAUUCUUAAAUUCUUGCCAACAAACUGGGCCCUUAGUGCCUGAAGCACAUAUAAAUGGAAACACACUAUCAACAUUCAAUAAUGUAGGAUCUGAUAAUUGUGGAUCUAUGCCUACCGUACAAAGUAAUUUACGUUCGUCAAGGGGAUUUUAUGCACGGUUAUCACCAUUGGGUAGAUCUGGAACAUCAUCUGGUCUUAAUACAACUACUGAAUCAAAACAACAAAAAGAACCAUCAGAAAACAAGUUAAAUGCUUUAUUUGACCAAUAUAAGGAUUCACAUGAGGAUGUAAUUUUAGCUGAUGGUAUAGAAAGAUUUUGUAAUGAUCUACAAUUGUCACCAGACGAAUUUAAAGUACUUGUUCUUGCUUGGAAAUUAAAUGCUAAACAGAUGUGCCAAUUUACACGUCAAGAAUUUGUAAUAGGUUUGAGAGCAAUGAAAGUAGACAGUAUACGUGGUAUACAAGCAAGAUUACCAGAAAUUGUUCAAGAAUUAACUGUAAACAAUGAUUUAUUCAAAGAUCUCUAUCGAUUUACAUUCCGAUUCGGUUUAGAUGUUAAUUCCGGUCAAAGAAUAUUACCAGCUGAUAUGGCAAUUGUUCUCUGGAAGCUUGUUUUCACAAUACGUGAACCACCUCUUUUGUCAAGAUGGCUUAAAUUUUUGGAGUGCCAUCAUGUUCGAGGCAUACCUAGAGAUACAUGGAAUAUGUUUUUAAAUUUUGCUGAAAGUAUCGGUGAUGAUCUUAGUGUUUACGAUGAUGCAGAAGCAUGGCCAAGUUUAUUUGAUGACUUCGUAGAAUACGAAAAUGAUCAAAUGAACCAAAAUAUCAGCAAAGAUGAUAUAAAAGAUGUUUCUAUUGAUAAUUAAUAUUCGAAAAAAGUUCUAAUUAUAAACAAAUAUUAUCAUUAUAUAUUUAACCUUUGAACGGAAAUAUUUAAAAUUGUUUAAUAUUGAAAUGAUAAAAAUAAUUAUAUUAUUAAAUUUUUUCACUAAUUUUUUUAUUUUUUCUUAUGCACUAUCUAAUACAAGAAAAUUUAUUAAAUAAUUUUUCCUCUUUCGUAAAAAAAUUACUGUUCAAAGGAUUUUAUUCAGGGAUAUAUAUAAAUAUAAAAUUUUGCACAUCUAAUGAACACAUUAGAACAAAAUUUCUAUAAUUCUAAAUUUGUGAUACAGUAUGUAUGAACGUAUACAACUUUUAAGACAUUAAUAUUUCUCAAAUUAUGUGAAGAUAUCGGUAAAGAAAAACGAUAGAUGUAAAAAAAGAUGCAAUUAUAUAAAAAUUCUUAAAAAAUUUAUUUGAUAUCACACUAAAAUAGAAUAUAUGACGUAAUUCUAUUUACUGGUGUAAACAUGCUACUGUAAAACAAAUUUAGUCAUUUGUGAUCAUAGUUUAUGAUAGUGUUUUAAAUGGACGUAUGAUUUAUUUAAAUUAUGUUCCUAUUUAUUUUCUUAAAUGUCAAUAAUUGAAGCCUCGACCAUGAUUGAAAUCGCGAAUAAUGAUUAUUAAAAUUUAUUGAUAAACAUAUUUCGAAUAUAAUAACAUUCAUUACACAUUUGUAUAUAGUGCCAUGUCUUUCGAAAAUACUAAAAAAUUAUAAAAAUUGAUGAUAAUUAAUAUAUCAUUAAACAAAUGUAUGACUCGUUAAUAUUUUUGCAUACAAUAUAAAUGUGCUACAUAUUUACAUUGCAGGUUCGAUCAUUACAAACGAUUUUUAGCUUCAUAUAGACUUACUUUAGAAAUUAAUUGAUGAUAUUUUUAAAAUAUCAUAAAUAUGCUUAAAUAUAUAUUCAGUGCCCUCUUAUCUGCAAUACUUACGAGAAGUACAACAUUUAAGACAAAAUAUAAUAAUUUUAAAAAUAAUUGUUGUUCGCAUAGAGGAUCUUUUUAUAUAAUAUAUUUCAAAGUGAAUAAAAUCAUUGAUAAUAUGAUUUGCUUUGUCACUUACAAUUAGUAAAGUAA
This is a messenger RNA of Bombus impatiens (common eastern bumble bee), 2598 nucleotides long. RefSeq names its product DCN1-like protein 3 (gene SCCRO3). Bases 537 to 1505 code for a protein of 322 amino acids. Lineage: Eukaryota; Metazoa; Arthropoda; Insecta; Hymenoptera; Apidae. The transcript is spliced from 4 exons. The record is from RefSeq and is a predicted model, not a curated record. Gene Ontology annotation, biological process: positive regulation of ubiquitin-protein transferase activity; protein neddylation. Gene Ontology annotation, cellular component: ubiquitin ligase complex. Gene Ontology annotation, molecular function: ubiquitin-like protein binding; cullin family protein binding; ubiquitin conjugating enzyme binding.